Messenger RNA from Argiope bruennichi, 2363 nucleotides. It is a transcript of the gene Mos, whose product is annotated as serine/threonine-protein kinase mos-like. Gene Ontology annotation, molecular function: ATP binding; protein kinase activity. Gene Ontology annotation, biological process: protein phosphorylation. Lineage: Eukaryota; Metazoa; Arthropoda; Arachnida; Araneae; Araneidae. The record is from RefSeq and is a predicted model, not a curated record. The coding region runs from base 1016 to 2254 and encodes 412 amino acids. The transcript is spliced from 7 exons.
UUUUUCUCAUUAUCUGACUAUGAUUCAAUUCUGAAAAUUGUUCCCGCCUUUGUUAACGUAUCGUCUAGAAUGUGUUACUCCUAUUUAAAUUACUUCAUUGAAGAUGUCUUCAGAUAUAUUUGGCGAUUAUACUGUGAAUUUUGAACUAAGAAAUGCUCAUUCACUGGAACCUUAAACCUUAACUUCCUACUGUGGCAUGAUUUUAAGCCUUUUGUUAUUUGACAUCGUCAUUGAACUUUUGUUAGUGAGUAACUAAAAACACAGGUGUAUUAUCCUAGGUUGCACGCUGUAUUAAUAUGUAUUAGGCUAUGUUUGAAUGGGUCAUUUGUUGCUGCAUUCGUAAUGUGUAGCAUAGUUCAUUCCAAUGGUUUUUGUCCUCCAGUAUUUAUCCAGGAAAGGGUGCAAGACCCUCGUGAAAAGCGAAGCAAAUAACUCUAGUGUAAUAUUCUUUUUGGCAAUGAAUUAAAAACGUCAUCUAAUAUUUUUGAAAAUUAUUUGGUAAUGAAAAUUUAUUUUAGAUUUUAUUUGCAAUGCGGUGAUUACAGAUCGAUUCCUUUAAAGAUGGUGGAGCAGUAAAUUGUUUGAAUCGAAGUCAGUAAGGUGCUUCGUGUUACAUCAAAUAAAUAUUUAGUUCGAAGCUUUUCUUGAGGAAAAAAUGGUUAGUUCUCGCUACAGUGUGGAAAUUUAUUAGAUAAAUAAAUAUGUCUAACCGCACAAAAUUUUUUUUGUGCUUGUUAGGAGCGGUCACCUUGACAUUGUCCAUAGUGUGCAGUGCGUUUUUAAUACUGUGAAAAGAAAUAAACAGUUAAACAUAUAUAUGGUAGCAGAAGGCCAGGCAAAAUCUCUUAAGGUUGUAUGCAAUUCUUUCUAAAUUUGGAGGUCUUGCCGUCUAACUGUAAUUUGAUUUAGACUCGAAAGGCUCUGGAAGAUACUGGAACCGACAGAAAAUUUCUGCAUUAUUAUUUUCUGGUUUGUCUUCAACUCUCUUGAAAUAGCUUAAAAAGCAGCUCAUAAAAUGGAUCCAGUGCUCACUUUGUCACCAUCCCCUUCCCAUUCGUCACUGGCGGAGGGAUCACCGAAUGCAUACAGAAGCCCUCAAACUACACCGAAACUGCCGAGAAGGGAGAGACUGGCUUCAUUCUCGAGACUCAUGGCAUCCGAAAAUUUCAUGGAUCUUUUACCUUCGAAAUCGAACGGCAGCAAAAGAAGAAUCAACUUGAGAGGAAGAAAAUUCGAGAUGGAAAACCUGCCUACGAUCCACGUUUCUCCUAGCAGUCCAGCGAAGAACAAUAUGAAAGCUAAAAAAAUUAUUGAUGGCACGUUUUUGCAAAAUAUUGGGAAUGGAUGUUUUAAAUCGCCUCAGUUGCCAUUUUCGCCCUGUUUACUGAACAAAAAAUCUCCGAUGAAUUUGUCGCCAAAUUAUCAGAAUCCAACACCCACAAAAAGCCCUUUGUACAGAUUGGAUCGCAAAAAUGGAUUUCUUGGAAGAGGUUCUUUCGGUAACGUUACUCUGUGUGUUUAUAAAGAUUCCAAAUUCGCGAUGAAAGUGACGCACCACACCUCCCCUUUCGUAGGGGAGAGAAAUUUUCUCGAAAUCCGUCAUCCACAUCUUGUGUCAAUACUUCACAUAUCUGAAGUCUCCGACAAGACGUUCAUCUUUAUGGAGUUUGCGGGGAAUUGUAACUUGCAGCAAGUCCUGGACACUAAAAGCGAGCUGGAUUUUCUCAGAAAAGUGAGUUUCUGCAUUCAAGUUCUUUCCGGGCUGCGUUACUGUCAUCGAAACCGCAUAGUCCACGCCGAUGUCAAGCCUGCCAAUGUCAUUGUGAGUCCGCAUGGCGUAUGCAAACUUGGCGAUUUUGGCCACAGCUUCAAUAUGGAUGCUGCCACUCAAGACUCUCGCGUUUUCCCACCGCAUGACAUCGUGGGGACAGCAGCUUACGCUGCUCCGGAAGUGCUGCGGGGAUCGCGGCCCACCACCUUUUCGGACAUCUAUUCAUUCGGUGUCUUGUUAUGGCAGGUCUACAGCAGAGAAAUACCUUUUGGCGGAGAACAUCCUCACAUAGUCAUAUACAAGGUUGCCAAUUACGGAGCCAGGCCAAAGUUUGCCUUCACUGACGAAGUUUUCGCUCGUCAUUUUUCUCGAGUGGCGGAGCUCUGCUGGCAGGAAGAGCCUAAUGAAAGAUUAGAACCUUCCCAAGCACUCCGUAUGCUUCAAGAGUUAGCGCAACAACUGAAACAGUGCCAAGUGCAUUGAAAAUGCAUAUUAUGGUUAAAAUUAGAAAUCUAUGAUUUUCGAGACUAAUCUCCUUUAUUUUAUCCUAUUUGACUUUUUUUGUAAUUAGUUGUGCUCUGAAAUUAAAUUU